GCUAACGGAGCUGAUAUGGGAGCAAACGUGACCGUGGAGAAUCAAGUCGGAGAAUUUCUUGCGUCUAAAGGGAUUUCCUUGGACCUAAACACUGUUGAGAUCUGUCAUCCGCUUCCUCGGAGAAAGAAUACGGAUAAACCAGCGAUCCUGAUCAGGUUUGUGAAUCGAAAGCACAAGAUAGCUCUGAUGAAACAACGCAAAAACCUGAAGGGUUCGGCUGCUUAUCUUAAUGAUCAUCUGUGUAAAUAUUAUGCUGAUCUGGCGAAGCACGCGAGGCUCCUUCGAUCGAGGAAACAGAUCCACAGUACGUGGACUCUGAACUCCAGAAUCUUUGUGAAACCACUCGGACCACCGGACGUUACAAAGCCUUUGGAAAUAAAAUCCAUGGAAGACUUUGAGAACUGUGGGAUUACGCAUGUUUGACCCUUUAAUUCAAGCAAAAAGUGAAAUGUGAACUCAAAAACCGCUGGAUACGACCUCUGACCCAAUUCUGAGCUUCAGAACUCGAGCACAUUUCCCUUGAAAUGGGACCUUCACAGUCUCUCAGUCAAAACAACAAAGAAGAACCGUUACGUGGCCUUAAACUUGUUCCUAAGCAGUGAUGUAGCACUGAUUCUGAUU
This is a messenger RNA of Oryzias melastigma (Indian medaka), 621 nucleotides long. RefSeq lists its product as uncharacterized. NCBI's taxonomy places the organism in Eukaryota, Metazoa, Chordata, Actinopteri, Beloniformes, Adrianichthyidae. The record is from RefSeq and is a predicted model, not a curated record.